Messenger RNA from Penicillium cataractarum, 1677 nucleotides. Its product is annotated as glycoside hydrolase family 43 protein. Gene Ontology annotation, molecular function: hydrolase activity, hydrolyzing O-glycosyl compounds. Gene Ontology annotation, biological process: carbohydrate metabolic process. The record is from RefSeq and is a predicted model, not a curated record. NCBI's taxonomy places the organism in Eukaryota, Fungi, Ascomycota, Eurotiomycetes, Eurotiales, Aspergillaceae. The transcript is spliced from 4 exons. The coding region runs from base 1 to 1677 and encodes 558 amino acids.
AUGUCGUCCAGCGGGGCCUUCAAAAACCCCAUCAUUCCCGGCUUUAACCCGGAUCCUUCGAUCUGUCUGGUAAACGAUGAUUACUUCCUCGUGACUUCGACAUUUGAGUACUAUCCCGGGAUCCCGGUCUACCACAGCAAAGACCUGUUGCAAUGGGAACUUAUUGGCCAUGUCAUCACGAGGCAUUCGCAAAUCAAUAUGCGCACGACUGAGCCCUCCGGUGGCCUGUGGGCACCUACAAUUCGUUACCACGAAGGGCGCUUCUAUGUGUCCGUAGGAUGUACACAUCGGUUCCGCCCUAAGGAAUGGGUUAGCUUCCCUCUGGAUAUUGUCAUCCCUCGUGGAUUCUACGUCUCCACCACAAACAUCUGGGACUCGUCUUCCUGGUCCGAUCCCACCUUUUUCGACGUCCCUGGAAUUGACCAAGAUCUCUUCUUCGACGACGAUGGCAAGGUAUACUUUUCCGCCGUUAACAUGAUCACCGACCCCAGAGUGAAAAAGCACGGCCUCGGAUUGGCAAUUUUCACUGCACAAAUAGACCUCGCUACUGGUCGGUGCCUGGGACCCGUCAAAUGGAAUCGUCUGUCAAACUUCGGUCUUGGAAUUGCAGAGGGACCUCACAUCUUUAAAAAGGACGGUUACUACUAUCUCAGCACAGCCGAGGGUGGCACCGAUGAAGGUCACCAGCAGUGGAUUUUCCGCAGUACUACUGGACCAUUUGGACCGUGGGAGGAAGGUCCCGAGGGAACCGUCAACCCAGUGAUCUUCAACGGCGACGAUCCUUCAAUCCGGAACACGGGACAUUUGGAUUUCAUCGAAACCCCGAACGGGAAAUGGUUCGCCGUGUUCUUGGGAGUUCGACCCCAGGGUGAAAAGUCCGAACUGCUCUCACAACUUGGUCGCGAGACCUUUAUGAGCCCGGUUGAAUGGAUUGAUGGUUGGCCAAUUGUCAACAGUCGCAAGCCUAUCAGUCUCCAAAUGCAGACCGAGGGCAUGCAACUUCAAGCGCAGCCACAGGUAUGGAGGGACAAUUUCCAAGAGUCAACACUCCAGCUUGGCUGGUAUCAUCUGCGAACGCCCUUGAAGAAUGAUUACUCUUUGACGGAGAAGCCAGGAUCAUUGAGUCUCUAUGGAAACGCAUAUCGUAUUAACGAUUCUGAAUGUCCAUCUAUGCUGCUGCAAAAGCAGACAGGAUUCUCUGGUGAAUGGAAGGUCAAGUUUCAGUUUGCGCCUACGGAGGCCGGCCAUGAAGCCGGGACAGCUAUUUGGUGGUCUCAAUUUGCAUAUGCUUCCAUCGGACUUCGGAAGCCUUUUGACGAGGACAAGGCAGGGCUGGAGGUGGUAUCACGAUGUUACGAUGAGGUAGAGGAUAAGUUUAAGGAACUUACACACCAACUACCUCUCGAAUCCGGCGACAUCGAACUUUUCAUCCGUGCCCACCCUACACGAUACGAACUAUUCUUCUCGGUACAGACUGACAAACAGUCAACGCCUGCUGAGCCUGUCAAAUUGGGUGAAAUCUCAAGCAAGGCAUUGACACAUCGUCGACCAGGAAAGGAAUCACCCAAUACCGGGUCCCAUUUCGCGAUUUAUGCACAGGGUGCUUACGACAGACCCUGUUUUGAGCCCGCGCACUUUGAGUUUGCGGAAUGGAGGGUUGUCUCUGAGACAGAUUGA